Messenger RNA from Acanthosepion pharaonis, 702 nucleotides. Lineage: Eukaryota; Metazoa; Mollusca; Cephalopoda; Sepiida; Sepiidae. The record is from the annotation of a GenBank genome assembly.
AUGUAUAGGAAUAAGCGCUUCAUACUGACAGUUAUUUUCCCACCUCAGGCGACCGUCAGAUUACGUGUUGCAUAUCUAUCUAUCUAUCUAUCUAUCUAUCUAUCUAUCUAUCUAUCUAUCUAUCUUUCUCAUUCUGUUCAUAACUAUAUCAUUCUGUUCAUAACUAUCUCAUUCUGUUUAUAUCUAUCUAUCUAUCUAUCUAUCUAUCUAUCUAUCUAUCUAUCUAUCUAUCUAUCUAUCUGCUUCAUUUCUUCUUCUUCUUCUUCUUCUUCUUCUUCUUCUUCUUCUUCUUCUCUUUUCCUCCUCUUUCUCCUCCUCCAUCUUCUUCUCUUCCUCCACCCCAUAUAUCUGCCUUUCUCCUUCAUUUUUUCCUCCUCCUACCCUUCUUCUUCUUCUUCUUCUUCUUCUUCUUCUUCUCAUACUUCUACUUCUUUUCCUCCUCUUUCUCCUCUUUCAUUAUCAUCUUUUUCUUCUUCCUCUUUUCAUACUCUUUUCCUCCUCCUCCUCCUUCUUCUGCUCCUCCUCCUCAUACUUCUGCCUUUCUCCUUCACUUUCUUCUCCUCUCCUCCGCCCUUCUUCUUCACAUAUUUCUGCCUCUUUUCCUCCUCUUUCUCCUCCUCCACCCGCUUUUUCUUCUCUUCCUCAUACUUCUGCCUCUUUUCCUCCUCUUUCUUCUACUCCGUCUUCUUCUUCCUCCUCUAG